ACUCUCCCUCCUCUCCCUCCUCCAGGCUCCUGAUGGGCUUCAUGGGUGUCACGGCCUUCCUCUCCAUGUGGAUCAGCAACACGGCCACCACAGCCAUGAUGGUGCCCAUCGCCCAGGCCGUCCUGCAGCAGCUGCAGAAGUCGGAGCUGGAGCAGACCGCUGCGGAGCAGGGGGCCACCCAGAAUGGGACCAUCAACCGGGCCUUUGAGAUGCAGGAGGCCCCCCCGCAGCAAGCCCAGGUGCAGGUGGUGGUGAAGGAGAAGCUGCCGGAGGAGGCUGAGCAGAAGCUGGACGAAGAGCUGCAGCAGCUGCAGCAGAAGCACCAGACCUUGUGCAAAGGGAUGAGCCUGGCCGUCUGCUACGCUGCCAGCAUCGGCGGCAUCGCCACCCUGACGGGCACCACCCCCAACCUGGUCAUGAAGGGGCAGAUGGACGAGCUCUUCUGCCGCAACGACAACGUGGUGAAUUUUGCCUCCUGGUUCACCUUCGCCUUCCCCGCCAUGCUGGUGCUGCUGGUCCUCUCCUGGCUGUGGCUGCUGGUGAUGUUCCUGGGCUUGGACUUCAAGAAGAAUUUCGGCUGCGGCACCAGCGAGGCGGAGAAGCGGAAAUCGGAGCAGGCCUACAGCAUCAUCAAGAGCGAGUACCGGGCGUUGGGCAGGAUGAAGUUCUCCGAGGUGGCUGUCCUCAUCCUCUUCAUCGCCCUGGUGGUCCUUUGGUUCACACGGGAGCCUGGCUUCAUGCCCGGAUGGGCCAACGCACUCUUCAGCCAGAGGGCAAAGAGCCACAUCACGGACGCCACCGUGGUCAUCCUCAUCUCCCUCCUGAUGUUCUUAAUCCCCUCCGAAUUGCCCAGGUGUUCUUCCGGGGCCCAGCAGGAAGGCAGCCCGGGGCAGAUCCGCGCGCCCCCCGCCCUCCUGGACUGGACCACCGUCAACCGGCAAAUGCCCUGGAACAUCGUCAUCCUCCUGGGCGGGGGCUUCGCCUUGGCCAAAGGCAGCGAGGUCUCCGGCCUGUCCACCUGGCUGGGGAACAAGCUGACGCCGCUGCAGAACAUCCCGCACCCGGCCAUCACCUUCCUGCUCUGCCUGCUGGUGGCCGUCUUCACCGAGUGCACCAGCAACGUGGCCACCACCACCCUCUUCCUGCCCAUCCUGGCAUCCAUGGCCCAGGCCAUUGAGAUGAACCCCCUCUACGUGAUGCUGCCCUGCACCCUUGCCGCCUCUCUGGCCUUCAUGCUGCCGGUGGCAACGCCGCCCAACGCCAUCGUCUUCUCCUACGGCAACCUCCGCGUCAUCGACAUGGUCAAAGCCGGCUUUAUGCUGAACCUCCUGGGUGUGCUGACCAUCAUGCUGGCCAUCAACACCUGGGGUGGGCCCAUGUUCAACCUGCACCAGUUUCCAGCCUGGGCCCACGUCAACGCCACCCAAUGCUGACGGGUGGGAAAGAGGGUGACCCGAACUCAGAGCAGCUUGCCCGGCCCUGAGCUGGUUUCUGGGGCAUCCGGUGGCCUCGCUCUGGGGGGCACAACGUAGCUCAGACCGGACCGGCCCUUGAGGAUGGCCAUGGGCCCUCUGGGCGCCUGCCGUGUUGCCAGCCAGCGAGACUUGAUUUUCUGCCUAAGCGGCGCUGGAGGCGGCCUGGCACAAGGCUUGGGGGGGGGCUGCCACUAUGCCCACCACGGGUGGAGCAGCUGCCUCUGUGCCCGCCCCAGACAUGCUCCUGCUGGCCGUGCCCCCAACCUCUGGAUGCAGCUGCCUGCCCAGCACCCGGCCUGGCGCUUCCCUCUCAGCUGGCCUGCAGAAUCUCCCGCCAGGGCCGGCCCCUGGGCUCCCCCCGGACACAAGGAGACCGGAAGUCGGUCAAAUAAACCGGUUUUCAGCCACUCCUCCUUCCUGGGUGCUUUGUGGGCAUUU
Molecule: messenger RNA, 1913 nt
Organism: Notechis scutatus (mainland tiger snake)
Lineage: Eukaryota; Metazoa; Chordata; Lepidosauria; Squamata; Elapidae
Source: RefSeq, a predicted model, not a curated record